Molecule: messenger RNA, 2004 nt
Organism: Papaver somniferum (opium poppy)
Lineage: Eukaryota; Viridiplantae; Streptophyta; Magnoliopsida; Ranunculales; Papaveraceae
Product: adenylosuccinate synthetase 2, chloroplastic-like
Exons: 5
Coding region: 261-1733 (490 amino acids)
Biological process (GO): 'de novo' AMP biosynthetic process; IMP metabolic process
Cellular component (GO): cytoplasm
Molecular function (GO): adenylosuccinate synthase activity; GTP binding
Source: RefSeq, a predicted model, not a curated record
UACCCACUACUCUUGACCAUUUUCCUCAUCCUCCAAUUUUUUCUUCUUCCUCAGGGUGUACAGCGCUUAAACCCAAAACCCUAAUUUGAGCUACACAUCACCUUGAUUGAUUGUUAUCCGGAGAUGCUCUCAGCAACAAUAUUGAUCUUUCAGCCAUAAAAAUCAAUAGGUGGUGAUAUUAUUGGUGAUAUUCUCUAAGAAGAAUAGCAGGAGUUUGUAGGAGUUAUUUGUAAAAGUUCCAAGGAAUUAAAAAGCAGGCAAUGAACCUCUCUUCUCUCAGACUUGACUCUAACCCUCUUACGGUUCCCAAAGGGAGAUCUUAUGGCAGAAAGCUCAGUGGUGCAAGGCCUCUUCUUCAUCUUCCCUAUGAAUCUAGAAUCUCACUGAGAGCUUCAAGUGUCGUCUCUUCUCCCAAGGCUGUGACUGCAGAUGAGUUGGGUCGGCUAGAUUCUUUGAGCCAGGUUUCCGGGGUGUUGGGUUGUCAAUGGGGUGAUGAAGGGAAGGGGAAAUUGGUUGAUAUUUUGGCGAAGCAUUUUGAUAUCGUUGCUCGCUGCCAGGGUGGUGCAAAUGCGGGCCACACCAUAUACAAUGCCGAAGGGAAGAAGUUUGCUCUUCACCUUGUUCCAUCAGGAAUCCUUAAUGAAGAAACCCUUUGUCUCAUUGGCAACGGAGUUGUGGUGCAUCUACCUGGGCUUUUUAAAGAAAUUGAUGGCCUCGAGGCCAAUGGAGUCUCUUGUAAAGGAAGGAUAUUGGUGUCUGAUCGUGCUCAUUUGUUGUUCGACUUCCAUCAAACUGUAGAUGGGCUUAGGGAAUCUGAACUUGCUAAGUCCUUUAUUGGGACAACAAAGAGAGGGAUUGGACCUUGUUACUCAAGCAAGAUGAUUCGUAAUGGCAUAAGAGUAUGCGACCUUAGGCACAUGGAUACUUUCCGUGACAAGCUUGAUGUGUUGUUGUCCGAUGCAGCUUCCCGUUUCAAAGGGUUUAACUAUAGCAAUGACAUGCUCAAUGAGGAAGUUGAACAGUACAAGAGAUUUGCCGAUAGAUUGGGGCCCUUCAUUGCUGAUACUGUUCAUUUUGUGAAUGAUUCUAUAGCACAGAAAAAGAAAAUAUUGGUUGAAGGUGGUCAGGCAACCAUGUUGGAUAUUGAUUUUGGUACAUACCCAUUUGUCACUUCUUCUAGCCCAUCAGCUGGUGGUAUUUGCACCGGACUUGGUAUUGCUCCAAGAGUCCUGGGUGAUCUAAUCGGAGUUGUAAAGGCUUACACUACAAGGGUUGGAUCUGGUCCUUUUCCAACAGAGUUAUUGUGUGAAGCUGGAGAAGACCUUAGAAAAGCUGGGCAUGAAUUUGGUACCACUACUGGUAGACCUCGAAGAUGUGGUUGGCUCGAUAUCGUAGCACUAAAAUUUUGCUGUCAGAUUAAUGGUUUUUCUUCUCUCAAUCUCACUAAGCUUGAUGUCUUGUCAAGUCUUCAAGAAAUUAAGUUGGGAAUCUCCUACAAAACAGUCGACGGGACACCAGUUACUUCUUUCCCUGCAGAUCUCUCUGUGCUCGAGCAACUACAGGUUGAAUACGAGGUGUUACCUGGGUGGCAGACUGAUAUUUCUGGAAUUCGAAACUAUGAGGAACUUCCUUUGGCAGCACAACGAUAUGUGGAAAGAAUAGAGGAAUUAGUGGGUGUUCCUAGUCACUACAUUGGUGUAGGACCUCAUCGUGAUGCUCUAAUAUACAAGUAAGAUAAAAAAAUGUCGUCGUAAUUGAAUGACUUGAUAUGACAUCUUCCCCCAUUUCCCAACAAGAAGUGGUCUGCCCAUAUUUGUUUCAAGUGAAGUCUAUGAUUGUCGUGCGAUCAUUUUAGUUCAACCAUUGUCAUUGAUAUAGUGGCCGUCCAGGUUCUGUUGAUUGAAGCUCACAGUUUCAUAUGUUUGAGAACACAACUUGACUCCCAAGUGCUGUGAAGAGAUUUUUUGUGUCUUAAUCUUAUAUUGUCUUCUUUUGCUAGCUCUC